AUGGAUGCAACUUCUGCCCCCGUCGUCCAACUACUUACCACAAGACACGAGCAAAACGACGCCGUCGACCAUUAUGCCCAGCGAGACCCAACCAGCGAAUUAUUCGAGCCCAAGACCAUUGCGAGCAGAGAAACCGAAAGCAACAGAGUCCCCAUAGCUGACAAUGUGCAGAGCCUCGACCUCGAGUCCUCCACUGCUGGCGCUGCUGCUGGACUGGAUGACUUUCCAGAAGGAGGGCUGAAGGCCUGGCUCGUGGUAACUAGUUCUUUUCUCGCUUUGUUCUGCUCCUUCGGCUUCAUGGUCGCCAUUGGCACGGUCCAGGAGUACCUCCAGCUGCACCAGCUUUCGGAUUAUACCGCUCGCGAUAUUGGUUGGAUUCCGUCUGUAUUCGUCUACCUCUCUCUUGGUGGCGGGAUCGGAGUCGGCCCCAUCUUCGACCGCUAUGGCCCGCGGUACCUCGCUCUGUUCGGGUCAAUCUCUUACGUUGUCAUGAUGUUCCUGCUAGCGCAGUGCAGCAGGUACUGGCACUUCUUGCUGUGCCUGGGAGUGCUGGGAGGCGUGUCAGGCGCCAUGUUGGUGACGACGAGCAUGGCCGUGGUGAGUCACUGGUUCAAGAGACGAAGAGGGUUCGCACACGGGAUCGCCAUGACGGGCUCGAGCUUUGGUGGCGUCACGUUCCCGCUCAUCCUUCAAAACGCCUUUCCUCGGUACGGAUACGCGUGGUCAAUUCGCAUCAUCGGCUUCGUCAUGCUGGGCUGUCUGCUCAUCAGCAACGUCCUGAUGAAGCCACGGCUGCCUCCGUCGGACCAGGCCAAGAAGGAAGCUAUCAUCUCCCUCACCCUGUUUGGCGACUUGAAGUUCACCCUCUUCACCAUCACCGUGUUCGGCUUCGAGAUUGUCCUGUUCGGUGCGCUGGGCAUCUUGCCGACAUAUGCCAACUAUGGCGGACAGUUUCCUGCCGACACGGGCUUCUACAUCAUCGCAGUGAUGAACGGCGCGUCGUGUGCAGGCCGCAUCAUCCCAGGGUUUGUCUCGGACUACAUUGGCCGUUUCAAUACUCUCAUGAUCAUGAUCGUUGCGACUUUGGUUCUGAUGUUGGCACUGUGGCUGCCAUUCGGGCACAGUAGUCUCGCGGCACUGUAUGCGUUUUGUGCACUGUUUGGAUUCGGCACUGGCUCCUGGAUGGCGCUCACGCCGGCUUGCAUCGGCCAGCUCUGCGACGCGGAGCAUUUUGGCCGGUACUACGGCACAAUGUACUUUGUCGCGUCUUUGGCGACCUUGGUCUGCGUGCCUAUCAGCGGCGAACUCGUCGAGUCGGUUGGACCCCAGAUCAUGGUCGGGUUCAUGUGUGCGGUUCUUGCGUUGAGUCUGGGCACCUUCAUCCUCAGCCGGUGGGCGUGCUUGGGUUGGAAAUGGUCGUGGACGGCAAAAGUCUGA
Messenger RNA from Exophiala spinifera, 1437 nucleotides. RefSeq lists its product as uncharacterized. Gene Ontology annotation, biological process: transmembrane transport. Lineage: Eukaryota; Fungi; Ascomycota; Eurotiomycetes; Chaetothyriales; Herpotrichiellaceae. The record is from RefSeq and is a predicted model, not a curated record. The coding region runs from base 1 to 1437 and encodes 478 amino acids. Gene Ontology annotation, cellular component: fungal-type vacuole membrane. The transcript has a single exon. Gene Ontology annotation, molecular function: transmembrane transporter activity.